Angiostrongylus costaricensis is the source of this 789-nucleotide messenger RNA. The record is from the annotation of a GenBank genome assembly. Lineage: Eukaryota; Metazoa; Nematoda; Chromadorea; Rhabditida; Metastrongylidae.
AUGGCCCACGCCAAGAGAAAGACUCGAAAGCUUAGGGGUCAUGUAUCUCAUGGACAUGGCCGUGUAGGAAAACACCGGAAGCAUCCCGGUGGACGUGGUAAUGCAGGUGGUGAGCACCAUCACCAAAUCAAUCGUGAUAAGUUCCAUCCUGGUCUUUUCGGAAAGGUUGGUAUGCGAGUAUUCCACUUGAAUAAGAACCACUACUAUUGUCCAACUGUGAACGUUGAUCGGUUAUGGUCGUUAGUUCCCAAAAAAAUCAAGGAGCAAGCCACACCUACUAAGGCUCCGGUUAUUGAUUGUGUUAAGGCUGGUUAUUUCAAGGUUCUUGGAAAAGGACUACUACCGAAGCAGCCCCUCAUUGUGAAGGCAAAGUAUUUUUCACAUGAAGCUGAAAACAAGAUCAAAGAAGCUGGAGGCGCUUGCAUUUCGCAACUUGCACUCGAGAUGGCUUUAAAUCAGGAAAUGGCUUGCGUUUACGCUGCUCUCAUUCUUCAAGAUGACGAGGUCGCUAUUACUGGUGAUAAGAUCGCUACGCUACUGAAGGCCGCUAAUGUCGACUUUGAGCCUUUUUGGCCAGGGCUUUUCGCAAAAGCUGUUCAAGGAGUAGACGUGAAGAACCUCAUCUCAUCCGUGGCGUCCGGUGCUGGAUCUGCUGCACCUGCGGCACCUACCGCUUCUGCUGCUGCACCUGCUGCUGCGGCUGAGAGCGCACCAGCUGCUGAGAGCAAGAAGAAGGAAGAACCUAAGGAGGAGUCUGAUGAUGACAUGGGCUUUGGACUCUUUGACUAA